Molecule: messenger RNA, 1359 nt
Organism: Pollicipes pollicipes
Lineage: Eukaryota; Metazoa; Arthropoda; Thecostraca; Pollicipedomorpha; Pollicipedidae
Exons: 8
Coding region: 85-1359 (424 amino acids)
Source: RefSeq, a predicted model, not a curated record
UCUCGGUGUCAACUUUUAUUUUGUACAAAAUUAUCUGCGCAGUUAAGAGACCGUUAGUCAAAGGAAAGCCAAGAGAAGACCGUCAUGGAUUAUUUCACGAGUAACACUAGAGGAAGCCGACAUGUCGACCAAAGCCAGGGAGGCGGCACGUACGACAUGGACUUCUACGCAACGUCCUACUCUAGUGCCCAUAACAUCCCACACUACAAGCCAACUCCACCUCUCAUCCGGGACGGUACCGGGUUCAUCCGCUCGCUGGUGCCGACUGGCGAGAUCGGCGUGAUGGCGACCCCGGAGGUAAAGCGGCUGACCCAUCAGCUGUGUCGCUCGGCGCUGCCCGAGCGGCACUCGGCCUGGGUCAUGCACGACGGACGCGAGCCGCUACCGGCGGCCAUCAACGACAACAGCGCCUCCGGCUACGCCAGUAACGCCACGCCCACCCAGCAGAUCGUCAAGCUACCCCGCAGCUGGCGGAGCAGCCCGGGCAGGCCGGCCUGCUUCAUGCGUGACUUGCCCCUGGCGCGCGAGCAUCUGGUCAAAAACCCACCCAAGGACUACGUGUCCGAGUAUCAAGGCAUCUUCCGACAGAAGCCGUUCCACACGGACCUGGCUGGCACCUGCUCGCCGGAGAACCCCGAGAUCAUCUGCGAGACGGGCUUCACGCACGAGAGAGGGGCUGAGGGCGGCCCACAGGCCCGGCACUACGUCACACCACCCACCGCCUACCAGAGCGAGUUCCCGCCAGUUCACCUGAGGCCGCCCGACCGACUGCCGUCCAACAACAACGACACGCGGGACGUGGGCACCGGCUACCCUCACCACCGCGCCGUCCUGGUGGGCGGCAUCCUACGGCCCCCGCGAACGCGAUACCAGUUUGACUUCGACAAUCCUACCAAUAAAGAAACAAAGGAUAAUCUUCUUCCGACGAAAAUCAGCAGCUCCGGCUUCAACUCCAACAAUCCUAUUAAACUACUUCAGCUCGACUCCAGGUCAUUCUGCACCGACUACAAAGGACAGUCUGUAGUUCCACGCAUGUGUCGGGAGAUGACUCACAAGAAGCGCGAACCUGGGGCCCAUUUAGACGCCCAAGUGCUGUUACACCCGGUCUGUAGUUCCGCGCAUGUGUUCGUGGACCUGACGCCGAAAGGCGCCGCGCGCGAGGGACACACCACCGGCAACAUCACGGCGCGCACGCAGAUAUUCUACCCGCUGGCUUCCUUCCGGCACCACAUGCAGGCGCACAACGACAGCGCGCUGCCCGGCCGCCAGGCGUACGUGCUGCGCUCCUGGGCCGCGCGCAGCGCCCCUGGCGGCAUCGGCACGCAACAGCGCGAUGGUCCGCUGGUGGAGCCCGUGUAG